Laccaria bicolor S238N-H82 is the source of this 951-nucleotide messenger RNA. RefSeq lists its product as uncharacterized. Bases 1 to 951 code for a protein of 316 amino acids. The record is from RefSeq and is a predicted model, not a curated record. The transcript is spliced from 5 exons. Lineage: Eukaryota; Fungi; Basidiomycota; Agaricomycetes; Agaricales; Hydnangiaceae.
AUGUUCAUACGUGCUGUUGUUGAAAAAGAGUACAAGGAUUGGGACAGCCUCAUCGAUUGUGUCUGGCACCAUCGCAGUCUCUGCCUGGAGUGCAAGGGGGGAAAGGGAGCCAUCAAGCCAUUCUCCAUCAAGAUUACUUACACCUCCAGACCUGCCAGGAGGGAGUCAAGCUCCAAAAAGGAUUCAAAGAAGGCCCCUGAUGCUGGGUUGAAGGGGAAGGAUGGAGAUGCCCCAGUGAAGGAACAUGAGCUCCUACGCCAACUUGAGAAGUGUCACAUGUGUGCAGCUUGUGGUCGUCCCUGCUAUAUUCUUUCGAACGGUGACCACCAUCAGUAUACGGUGCAGGAGAUGUUAACAUGGGUAUUUUUGUUGAGUCGACACCAAGCUGUCCUUGAGAGGCCACUGGAAGAGCUCAAACUGGAAGAUGUUCCCAUGCAUCAGAAGAAGAAAGCUGCGACCAUGGCUGCCACCCCUGCACCUCCAGCUGUUGACCUCUCCAUGCAGAUGAUGAAUAUGAUGGGUACAUUCAUGGCUUCCCUUGCUGGCAACAUGGCUAUGGGUCAAGUACCUAAUCAACUCCCUAUGACUCCUGCUUGUCAACCUCUUGCUGCAGUUCCAAAUACUGUUCCCAUCACACCCACACCUCCAACCCCAGCAGCUGGAGCUCCUUCUACUGCUACUACAGCCCCUGCUGGUGAGGAAGCUCUAUAUAAUCCAGAUCUUGAGACUUGGAUGUGUGGUCUUGAUGAUCACACCGUUCAUGGUUCAUUGAAGCUCAACUAUAACCAGCACACACCUGCCCUUCGUGCGGAGGGUAUUCUUCAGUUAAGUGAUUUAUACAAUCUCUGUGAUGUGGAGAAUAAUGUCAUUGUGCUUCAUGACCUCUCAGGUGGCUCUCUCAACUAUGGGACUGCAAAACGCCUCCUUGUAUAUGUGGAGGAAGAUUACUGA